Molecule: messenger RNA, 6006 nt
Organism: Phaeodactylum tricornutum CCAP 1055/1
Lineage: Eukaryota; Bacillariophyta; Bacillariophyceae; Surirellales; Neidiaceae
Exons: 10
Coding region: 1-6006 (2001 amino acids)
Molecular function (GO): protein binding
Source: RefSeq, a predicted model, not a curated record
AUGGCACCAUUAGCGACGCACCAGUCCGAGCUGGACUUCCUCCAGACGCAGCUGUCUGCGCUGGCGAGCGAAGGCGAUCGAUUAACGUCCUCCUUCACGUACGGUCAGGAAGCCACCACGAAAUUGCCGGAUCCUCCGCUAGCCUCGCAAUUCGUUCGGCAGCAAGCGCAUCGCGUACGAGCGUCGGAACGUCAUUUGCUGCACUUGACCGAACAGAUUCUACAGUAUCGUCGUAAGGUCGUCGAUGACGACCAGGACGACACCGAUCGUCCACAACCAAUGACUCUAACGGAACUCGCACACGUCGUACGAUCUAUACACCACCUAGAAACCCAACAAAUUGCUCGUUUGGAGGAGCUGUGGGCACACCUCGACAAAGAUGCACAACAAGGUUCGACACCGCUUCCGUCACCGAAUAAUCCUAUCGAAGACCCAUCAACGUCGUAUCCCUGGUCCAUGAAGGGUCCAUUGGAUGCAGUGGAGGAAACCGACAACGAAACGGACCGCACGGCUCGAUCUUCCCGUUCGUCGGGUUUCGGUUCGGCACAAUCACGUCGAUACCGUACGGAUUCGCUCCGGACUCCAUCCACGCCUUCCGGACACUCCGUACGACUAUCCACCAGUACCACCAAAACACUCGAACGUCGAGGCUUGCUCCGCCAUUCAACGGGUACGCAACCGGAACGGCCGUCACCGGCAUCGCGACCUAAUCCACUGUUUCAGCAAGCGUUUGCGGCGUUGGAACACAAACUGGCGACAGAAUUACACCAAAUCAACGGCAAGGUGACUCCACACGUACAGUCCGUCGAGACUGACACCACCACCAACACCAACAAAGGCUUCGACUACAACUAUAACAAGGAGAACAACGCCGUUUCCGACACGGACGAAGAAAAAUCCAUGCUCGACGGCUCGUUGGACGAGACGGAACCUUUACCUCCACACUCAGAUCCAACCACACAAAGCAUCUCGUCGGCCAGUGAAUCAUCGGAUAUCUUUGACGAUGACGACGAUGAUCACGGCACAUACGAUGACUCGGCCAUGUACUGUCCAACCCUGGUGGCUCCACCGCAUCGUAGUCUGACGCGCGCCGUCGGUACAACACCCCAGACCGCAGGAGACGCACACGACGUGACGCACAUCGAGGUUGACGUAACAGCGUCGCCUUCCAAUACCAAUCUCACCAUGGACGUCACCACUCUCUAUGACGAAGACGAGCUUUUGGACCACUCGGCUACUUCGGACCACCUUUUGGACGCCAGCUUUGCAUCGACUGAGACGCCCAUCCUGGACCGAUAUCGCUUGGAUCCGGACGAUGAGUUCCCGAACGGAUUUAAGGUUGUUCCCAAUCGCCGAGGCCAGCACCAUCGCAAGCGCAGCGUUGGAUCGUCCGAAACGCCCAUACUGGACCGGUAUCGCUUGGAUCCGGACGACGAGUCCCCGAACGGAUUCCGGGUCGUCCCCAAUCGUCGAGGCCAGCACCACUGCGGUAAAGGUCACGACGCGAGUCGAAAAUCCCUGCGCAACGAAGGAAACCACGCGGCCGAGGAAAGUCCUACCGUCUCGACACGGCGUGGUUCCUCCCGACGGGCGUACCGAAAGACUCCGUUUCCCACACAGAAGAGAACACCAUUGGAGCCACUUAUUGACGAGAAUGAAGUGCUAGAAAGCGACAAUGAUGCUUCGUUCGACAAGCCACAAUUCCCAGAGGGGGCGGGGAUGACUCCCCGGCGUCCCUCAAUGAAUCUGUCUAGUAGCAUGAGACGCUGGAGUUCCUCUCCGGCCACGGAAUAUCCAGCCAGUGGCUACGGGAGUGGUCGUGCUUCGCUACCAACGUCACUGUUGUACGCCACCGCACAACUUUCGACACCCCGACCGCCGCCGUUGGCGACUCGGACCCAAUCUACGAUUCCGCCGUUGCGUCCGAAAGCGUCAUUAUCGGAACACCAGUCGUCCCGUUCUGCCUAUCUUAUACCACCGAUUGGCGACGCGGAAUAUAACGAGGCUCCACGCGUUGUUCGCAUGCAAGUUGCCUUAAACGACGUACAACUUGCUGUGUCGGCGUUGAACGAGGUCUUGGCGGUGGCACAAUCGCGGUCGCCAAAAAGUGUGCGAUACAUCCGAGAGGAAGAAGCGAAAUCGAUUUUGGAACCGUUGGGUUUAGAUGGGCGCAAAAGCAAGAGUAUUCUGAUGAGCCUAUGUCAUUGGAGACGGUUGGUAAUGCAUCGGGAGGAGCACGGAAUUGUGUUUACAAUUUUUCGGGUGGUCUGCUCCUUUCAAAUUUGCGCCAAAUACUACUGGUUCGCUGGCUGGAUUUCACUGCUCCCAACUAUUGGCACUGACAGUGAUCCGCCGCACCCUCGCCUUUGGAGUGCCAACCUUGUGGCUUGGUACUGCGGCUGUGCUAGGCUAUUGCUCAUGACGGACGCUCCUUGCUCUUCCGCGAGAGAGCAGUCGAUCCCGUCAUCAGCUACCAAGCCGGCUACGAAUGCGGGUGCGGGUUUAGUGCAGCAACUGUUGUUUCCAGGCUUUACCGAUGCCGGUUCCGACGACACCUUCCAAGCACCGUCGCCGUCAUCGUUACCCUCCGACGGAAAUCUGGAGCCUACUAAUCCCUCAGAAGUAACCGUCGUAUCCGAAGAAGCUCCGACCGAAAUACACGAAAAUUUGACCCGGAAUCAAUCCCGUGCUGGUGAAUCGUCUAGGUUGGUGUCGACCAACGCCGUCCGCUUGCCCCGAUCCAUCGAUACCCCGACGACGACAACAAUGGACACUAUGGUAUCCCACUUUCCUCCCUUUUUCGCCACCACCAAGCCGUCCCGCCCGACUACCACUCUCGCCUGCACGUCUCCAUCGGAUCCUGUAUCCCCGCCCCGAGUGCCCCGGGUGGGGGUCCCGGCGACGCUCACGAGCUCCAUCGUGGUGGGCACCGGACUGAGCAAUCCCGUGGAGACGGCGGACCACAGUUUGGCCGAUGAUGAUGACGACGACGACCACAGUAUCGAUAGCGACGACAGUGACGAUCUUCAACGGAAGGAAACGAAUGAUACGGAAAACGUUUUUGGGGACGAUACAGCGACAAUCGAUGCCACCGUGACACGGCCACUCAAUAUUCCACUUGAUGAAGCCAUGCAACAACGAGCGCUGCAUGGCCUCGACUACCCCAUUGAUAACCACGAUCACUGGGAAGAAGAAGCCAAUCCAUCCCAAACGGACUUUGGAAAACAGCUCAUGUUUCAACGAAAUAUGGAAACGUCGUCGGAUGUCUUGUCGACCGCCUCCGAAAUGGGUACCGUCAUUGGAAUAGAGCGCAUGCACGACAUUGAAGCCAUGGAAGCCCCAUCAAUGGAGAGGCCCGAAACCAAGACUCCCAAGGUGGUUGCGGCACAAUCACCCCGGAUUUACUCAUCUUCUCCGGAUGACGAGCUCUACUUAGAGAAGAUAUGGGAUGCGGAUGCGUUGAACCUUCCCAUGUUGGACCCCGCCCAACGUACGUUCCCUCAAAAGCCCGCGGGGUGCGCUCGCGGCGAAGUUUACAAUUUUGACAAUUCUCAGGUCCGGAAAUUGGACAAAGCCUCGACUAUAUUGUCGUCCGCUAUUCGGAGAAUCGGAUCCGGCCUGACGGGUGCCAGUGGUCACGGUCCCAAGCAUUCGGCUUCGGCACCGUCUACUCCACGUACCUUGGCUGUCCGUCGCGGAUACCCUUUUUCGUCGCCCCACACGGCUUGCGAAAUAUCGCCGUCCAAAACCCCGUCCUCCUUUCUCUUGCGCUCCCCGGGAUCGUUGGCACACCUUGCAGCGCACUCUCACUCCCGACGAAAAAGCCGCCAAGACCCGUCGCCGCGCGCCGCCUCCGGCUUCUUUUGGGAACGACCGAGACCGACCAACCGGGGAGGUGAAUCCCAGCUUCCGGAACGUCGGGUGCGGAUCAUGAGUGAUUAUAGUCCGCCCGUGAACGCGGACACUUCCUUGGAACUCCAGACUCCGCAGCGUAUCAAAUUGGAACGUGAAGACGCUCUCGACAUUCUGACAUGUUUGGUGGAGAGAGGAGUCGCUUUCAACGAGCCAUUCCAGCCGUCUCCGACAAAGAUUAAUAACGGAAACGCCCGAGAUUUCUUGAUCGAACGAAAACCUGUCCAGCGAUUUGAGUCGGCCGAUAUUGACCAAGUGAUAAGGCACCUCAAGCAGCUCAGCGAGAGAGACAGAGACGCUGAUGGAGAAAAAGGGGAGAUUGAACAUGCACACAUGGACGUUCUGGAAGAACUUGUACGCUCGCACGAAUACGCAUUGGAAAUGAAUCGAGCGUCACAGUCGGCAGCGUCUUGGCUAAAAUCAAUUGGACGUUCCCAGCCAGACACUCGCGAAGAGGAGGGCAAACACAGCUCGAGCAACAGCGAUGUAGAUGACAAAAACUUCGAUCGUGUGACAUCUAAGGAAAACCAUUCUGCUGGUGAAGGCGCUGCCGAAUGUAUGGACUUUGUGACUACGAAAGCAAUGCUGAAUUCGGCACGAAUGAAACUUAAGGAAAAAGCCAUAUAUGCGGAUCGUUUGAACGAAGAGCUGGCCAAAUGCAGAGCAGAGAUCGGUCGGCUUAAAAGCGCUUCUCAUUCCAUUUCUUUUCGGUCGCCGAACCGUAGCAUUCUGGACCAGAGCGAAGAUGUUUCGGUCGAAGAGGAAGAAGCUGAGGAGGCAAUCGAACGGUCUACCGAGUCCGGAUUUCCCCUCGACAAGACGGAUGAUUAUUUGAAUUUCGAUACAUCUUUUCUUCAACAUACUGCAGAUUCUCCUUUGCUCUUGGAAGAGCAGAGCGAGCUAAACAAAUACAAAACCGCCCUUGAAAAAGCCAAUGAGCAGAUACGAAUACUUUAUGAAGAUUUGCAGAGCGGGUCUGAAGUACGCGGCAUGGCUAAAACGAAAGCACCAAUUGUUGUAGUAGAGUCACCGCCCUCUUCACCUCGCAAGGUCGAAAGCCCAAGCAACAAAGAGGAGCGUAUGGUGAAUGUGCGAAUGCUAGACGCGGAAAACUUUGUUACGGAAUGGGACGGUAUUACACCACCGCUACCCCCUCCACCAGAUCACGAUCAUCAGGUCCGAGACGGCUUUGUCAUGCACGUCCUUCCAUUAUUACUGCGGCGAGCUGACAUUCGGGUCGAUGUCAAGACGCGGACACACCGUCGAACAACGUACGAUUUGGCGAUAGCCGUGGAGAGUUUAUCACCUUCCGGCUUUGACGCUACUCACUUAGACCUUAACCGACACCUGGAGACGCGGUCGGCACGGUCGGAUGUUGGCUCGGCCAGCGUAGCGUGCAGUGCGGCCACGACAGCGAUCACAACUAACAUUCCUACGGCAGGAGUACGUCCCCAACUGUUGGCCUCGUCAUUGGGGCUGAAUACAAACAUUACUCCACGCAACAGCGAGCCCCGGGACAACAUAUCGUCGCGCUUGUCGUACGACGAAAUGUCUGAAAGUAUUUCCACAAGGGCACAACCAGGUCUCAUGAGCACCCUUGGCGGAGCCUUGGGGGGCUUGCUGACACGCCGUAAGUCUACCCCCGGGUCGACAUUAUACUCGACGCAGCCUUUUCCGCGCGGACCGGGCGACAGUAUUGCUGAAGGUGCGGUGGUAACGACCAUCCCCGAAGAAGGCUCCAACAACCUACAACAUGCUGAAGACGACAACGACGACGAGGAGGGACAACCAUAUCAUCGGUUAGUGUCGGCCCCAGCCGGUCGUAUCGGUGUGACCUUUGUUGACUUUCGAGGCCACGCGAUGGUGAGCGAUGUGGCCACGGACAGCCCCCUUGGAGGCUGGAUUUUUCCUUCCGAUAUUUUGAUUGCCAUCGACGAGUUGCCCGUUUCGGGAAUGCGUAUUCGCGACAUUAUCAAGAUUUUGAAGGACCGGCACAGCCGGCAGCGGGCGUUACGUGUCAUUAGUAGCCACACAAUGAACGAUGCCAUGUUGGCGAGCAACCUGUUGAACGACUCGGCCUCUGAUAUUCAUUGA